This is a messenger RNA of Macrosteles quadrilineatus (aster leafhopper), 1150 nucleotides long. RefSeq names its product probable methyltransferase-like protein 15 homolog. Gene Ontology annotation, molecular function: rRNA (cytosine-N4-)-methyltransferase activity. Lineage: Eukaryota; Metazoa; Arthropoda; Insecta; Hemiptera; Cicadellidae. The record is from RefSeq and is a predicted model, not a curated record. The coding region runs from base 1 to 1083 and encodes 360 amino acids. The transcript has a single exon. Gene Ontology annotation, biological process: rRNA base methylation.
AUGAGGUAUUUCAAGCUGUUCCCUUUGUGUUAUAAGCCCGUUAGCAGGGCUUACUGCUGUGAAGCAUUAAACAGUUCGACAAAUGUGCUUCACCGUCCUGUUAUGGCCAAAGAAACUGUUAAGUUUCUUAACCCUUCUGAAGGCGAUUUAUUUAUAGAUAUGACCUUUGGUGCUGGUGGCCACACCAAACUCCUUUUGAAUCAUUGCCCUUCAUUAAAAGUUAUAUGUUUGGAUAGAGAUCCCACAGCUUUUAACUAUGCACAAAUACUCUCAAACCAAUAUCCCAACCAAGUAAUACCUCUUCUUGGAAAAUUUAGUGAAGUCCCACAUCUGCUUUCAGGUAUGGGCUUAAAACAAAGCUCAGUUGAUGGUAUUUUAUUUGAUUUUGGAUGUUCUUCCAUGCAAUUUGAUCUACCUGAAAGAGGGUUUUCUUUGAGCAAGGACGGGCCUUUGGACAUGAGGAUGGAUGGAGAUCGUUUUCCUAACAACCCAACUGCAGCUGACGUGCUAGCAAUGGCAGAUGAACAAGAUUUAGUUAAAAUAUUUAAAAUAUAUGGGGAAGAAAAACUCGCCAAGAAGAUUGCAAGAGCCAUUGUAGAGGCUAGAUAUACCUUUAAAACUUUUCGAUCAACAAAAGAAUUUGCCGAUUUUGUUGCGGGCAUUUGUGACAGAGAUUUCAGGCUUGACAAAAUUCAGAGACAAGCUCAUAUAGCAACAAAAGUUUUUCAAGCUUUGCGUAUCUUUGUAAACAACGAAAUAAAUGAAAUCAACUAUGGAAUGGUAAUUGCUCAAAAGUAUUUAAAAGUUGGUGGUCGUUUGGUUACAAUUUGUUUUCAUUCCUUGGAAGACACCAUAGUUAAAAGACACAUUUCUGGAAGUACUAUCAACAAUGCUGCUAACAGGCUACCACAGAAGUAUAUUGACUGUACAAAGUCAUAUAACUUGGACGCUAUCGAAAAUGUAUUGUCAUCCUCUUGGAACAUGGUUCAUAAACAUGUUAUAACUCCAACAGAUGAUGAAAUCUAUUCAAAUCCUAGAAGUAGGUCUGCAAAACUAAGAGCAGUUGUUAAGCUUGAAAAUUGACAAUAGUGGAAACUGUAAUUGUAGUAAUUUGUAAAUCGCCUAAUAAAGCUAUGUAACAAAAAUCAAA